GUGAGAAGCUACUGUGAGAUAUGUGAGGGAAGCCGUUGCUUAGUCUAAGCUUGCCUUGUGUUUAUUUUUUUAAUCGAUAUUCCUACAUUGAUCAAACUCGAGGGUGUGUGAAUUUUAUCCGCGCGCGCAUUCUACAAACACCCUUGAACCGUUACGAUGACUAUUUGCCAAAAAUAUGAUACGCAGGCGUUUGGUCUCAGUGAGUUUGUGAUAUUUUGUCGGAAGGAUUGGACUAGAGAUGGAUUAUGGAGUGUUACACUGGAGCUAUCGUGAUUUCCGGCAAAUACCAGAAGAAUUGCGAACGUACUGUGUCUCGAUUGUGGAGUUGUAUUUAAAGGAAAAUUUCAUUCCUUUCAUUCCACGAUGGUUUUUUGAGGAGAUGAAAAACCUACGUUUCAUUUGUCUGGCUGGAAAUCUCAUAACUGAUAUUCCAGAGCAAAUCUCACUGAUGUUUCAGCUAGAAGAUUUGGAUCUAUCUCAGAAUGCAAUUGAGAAACUACCCAAUGCAAUGGGUAUGUUGUGCAACUUGACUCGUCUAAAGCUCAAUGAGAACAAGCUGUUGUGUUUGCCUAGGGAAAUUGGAUUCCUGCACAAAUUAGAAAUCCUUGAACUUUCGAAAAACAGGCUUUUUGAGAUUCCUAUCGAGUUAUCACGUUGCAUCAAUUUGAAGGAGUUAGUGCUGGAUGACAAUUAUCUUUUAUCUCGUAUACCUACAAAAGUGUUCACGCUGCCUCAAUUGAUAUAUUUGUCCUCGGAACGGUGCAACCUAGUGCUACUUCCGUUUGUAGUGAACGUGAAUUCUCUGGAACACUUGAAGCUGUUCAAUAAUUACACCGUUACACACUACCCAAUAGUGCUGGAGAAAUUCAUGCAACCUAAUUACGAAACAUUCAACAUCGUUGAGCGCAAUAGGGUUUCGAAAUCGUUGUAUGUCCAACGUGUGAACUGUGAAGCAUCUCCCCAUAACUUGAUUUUCCCAAUUGAGUUAUCGAAGAUCCUCGAUCGUCGGAAAACAACUCAAUUACCGAAUACGUUGGUUGAAUUGUGCUUAAGGAUGGGACAUAACAUAAAAUUAGGCGAAUCUAAUUGCUUAGAACAUUGGUUACCCAUGGAUUUAUACCGGAGAUUGCGAGAAGGGCCAAUUAGCGUAUGUGGCAGUGUUCCAUGUUCGAAAGACAUUUUCAGUGAAUGUGUGCUGGGAUUAGUGAAAAGGCGAAAAUACGCACGCAUGAUGAUGUUCAGUAUUGUUUUCUGUUCGAAACUAUGUGCAGAUCGGUGGUUCCAGUACAAUUGUGAUGUCUACGAUGAAUUAAGUUGGACAUUAGUUUGAUAUAAUGUUAUAGCGAAUUCGUUUUUGUUCAGUUUCAACCCCAGUGCCGCACUAACUGCUGUCAAAACGUUUUUUUAUUCACUCAGUUUCGCACUCAGUGUCGCACUAGUUCCCCAGCAAACAUUAAAUCGUAUAACUUUGCACAUGAUAAGUCACAUAUAAUUUCGUAUCAAAUCACAAUCGCAUAAAAUAUCAAUCAAAAUAUCGAUCAUAUAUAUCUAAAAUCGCAUAAAAUGCAAAAACACGAUUUUCCAUGUCAUCGAUGGAUUGAGUGGUAACGUUGUCGUAUCAAAUCGCAUAUCAGUCCAAAAAGCAUCGCAUAUCGUUAUAUACGGCUUUAUAUGCGUACAAAAUAUGGCAUAUACGUAUAUCGCCUCCACUUUUGUGUGUAUAUGCUAGUUAUCUGCAUCAUAUAUCAUACAAAUGUGUCUUGGUUGUAUGUAUAUCGCCUCCAAUUAUAGCUAUUCAUACGACUUAAUGUUUGCUGGGUCGCCCCGAAAGCUGUUAGUUUCGCACUGAGAUGUUUCACGGGUUGGCACUCGGGUUCACCAAUACAAAUAUACUGAACUGUCAAGUUCCGAGUAUUGUUUUGGAAAAUCUAAAAAUAGAGACUAUGAAAAUGGAAAACCUGCUGCUCUUGCUUUUGUAUUAUUUGAAUCGUAAUCCAAUUUGGAUUCUGAUUUUGAAGAAUAUAUUCGUGUAGACGGCAUUAAGCUCCGUGUGCUUUCAUUGGGAGGCGAAAAUUAUUAUGGAUAUUCAGGAGGAAUAAACAUGCUCUCAAAAUCAAAAUUAGGAAUGAAAAUUUACUUUAACGUAUCGAAUAUUUAUUUUAUGUGAUGAAAUAAGAGGGUUUUUUCCGAUAUUCCGAACAUUGAACGAAAACUGUGUCUAAUGAUGAUUUUAUAUUAUAAUAGUAAUUAUUUGUGGAACAAACAGGAAAUGCAUCGACAAAUGGUUAAGUGAGUGUCAGGACUACAUGUGUUAGGUAAUCAAACAAUAUGAAGUAAAAAUUUUCAUUCAAACUUUUAUAUUUUUACACUGCACUUGGCUCUUCUGAUCUUAUAGAGAAUACUUUACCUCCCAAGCACUAAUAUCUCCAUCAGACGUCGACACUGUACAUUUGCCGUCGCAAAUAUAAACAAAUCAGACUAUACAACGCACACCAACAAACCACCGCAUUCGUGAAACUGAAAACGUUUUUUUAUUACAGAGUCAGUGUGGCACUGACUCAGUUUUAAAAACGAAUUCGCUAUUAGUGUAAUCGAUUCAGAAACAACACAUCCAAUUCAGAUGAAGGCUUAUAUAAAAGUAAAGAAUAUAUAUAUCACAUGUUCUUGUUUUAAUAUUCACGUUAGUUUUUUCAUCAUGGUAAUUUAUGAUCAUAUUAAUUUAUAGUUGAACAUUCUGUUAUUGUAAUGCAAAUAAUUAUAUAAGAAUUUUUUUUAUUUUCACAUACCAACUUUCGGAUAGGAUUGAGCUGUAUUUAUCGUUAUUUGGUCUCAUGCAAAUGGCUUUAAUGGUACUAUUCCGCGUACGUUUAUAUUAAUGACAAUAAAUAUAGAUCAAGCAGUUGACGGUGCAGCAAAAACUGUUGUUUGGAUAGUUUCACAUUUAUUACGCUUCACAUUUCGUUGGUUCAAUACAAAAUGAGAUCGUUGAGAAUAGCUUCAUUUGGCCUCCAGUCGAGGACUUUCGGAGUUCAUUCAAAAUUCAUAUAUCAUUUGUUGAUAAUCUUUCUAUGAUGACGUCCAUUUCGAUUUAUUAUAGAAUAGCUGACCCGGCGAACUUCGUCCCACCAAUAAUGGAUAUUUUCAUUUAAAUAAUUUCGAACACUCAAGUCCCCACAGAAAUUAUUUUUCUGUACGUGAUCUAUAUUCGUGGUAUAUGAUUCUUUUUAGGCAAAUAAAUCUGAUGCAGGC
Toxorhynchites rutilus septentrionalis is the source of this 3249-nucleotide messenger RNA. RefSeq names its product leucine-rich repeat-containing protein 39. Gene Ontology annotation, molecular function: protein binding. The record is from RefSeq and is a predicted model, not a curated record. NCBI's taxonomy places the organism in Eukaryota, Metazoa, Arthropoda, Insecta, Diptera, Culicidae. Bases 239 to 1330 code for a protein of 363 amino acids. The transcript has 4 exons.